This is a messenger RNA of Bombyx mandarina (wild silkworm), 3184 nucleotides long. It is a transcript of the gene atos, whose product is annotated as atos homolog atossa. Lineage: Eukaryota; Metazoa; Arthropoda; Insecta; Lepidoptera; Bombycidae. The record is from RefSeq and is a predicted model, not a curated record.
UUUUAGUAAUUUGACUGAUCGAGCCGUGUAAGCUCGUCCGCGCGACCCCAAAAAAAACGCUGAAAUAUAACUUGGACAGCGUUUCCGCGUCCGUACUGCUGUCAAAAAGUGUAAUAAUGUAUUUUAAGAGAAAAAGAAACUAUUACCGAAGUGUUAUAUUAUAGCCCAGGUGUUUUAUUUAGGAGUUUGACGAGUUGUAUGCCGUUCGUAAAGAUGCACAGUUGCGAGACUCUGCCAGCCCAGCCGGCGUCGGGACCGAACCUGCUUCUGCAGCUCGGACGUCUCAUCAUCAGAGCUAGAAGCACCAGCCCCGCCUCCCGCGCCCCCGCUGCCACCCGUGACCGUCUGCUACACGCUAAACUGCUCGCUGCGAAGCCUUCUACCUCUACACAGGUACAAACACAGCCGAAACCAGAGACAGACAAGCCCAAAAGGAAUGUAGAGGCCCAGCUCAGUAGUCACGUCCACGCCCUAUGGAACGAACAGAUACCGGUUUGCAUCGAGGUACUCCUGGCUCCAGACUGCCGGGAAUGCUUCAUGUCACUAAGUCGAGAUGACGAAGAAGCCUCGUACAAUAAGCUGCACUCACAGCCCAGGGGCUUACUGCUCGAAAGGUGGACAAUGCAAGCGCUUAUCAACAAAAAUCACGAGUCUCCAACUUUCACGACGUCGCAGUGGCUGCUCAACGCGAUCCGAUCACAGCUGCACUUCUCCCAGCUCGGGGCGUGGUUGGCCCGGCUCAAGGAGACGGGUGCCGAUGAUAAUCCCACGGAACGAAGGAGAAAGCUCAGCCGCGAAAAGUGCAAUUACAAAAAGCUCGAAUCGAACUGCGACGUGGAGGACCUCCCCGACGAACAGCAGAGGAAACUGAACGUCGUCUACUCCGUUAAAAUACCUGGCGAGAAUUACAACACGACCGAGUUCUCUAAGCCCCCUACAGACCACCACUUCCCCGUGACCGACAUCGGUAACAACGUCUACUUGAAAGUAGUACUCGAGAGCCUCCCCAGGAUCGAAGAUAUACCAAACGUCAAGUGUACCUGCCAAAAACGACAGCUCAACAUAGAAAUCCCCCAGAAUCUGAACGAAGAUUUGGUCGGGAAACUGAAUGAUCUCAGCUUAGGCUCGAAAUGCGAUGCAGCCAACGUCAAGAGACCGACCGCUUCGCACCAGAGCCAAAACGAAUACGUAUUUAUAAAAAAGGAUGUCUUAGAUGAUAGAAUGCUGACUCCGUGCAGCGAAAAUGGAAAACACAAGUGCAGUUGUGAUGAUGAACUAGACGAGAAAGAGAAGACCAAGAGAUUAGACGAGAGGAGACUGAAGGAGAUAGCCAAAUGCAAAAGGCGGUUGAGGAAAGAGAGCAGAAUCAAGAAACAAGACGAGGAGAAGAACAGAGAGACCACGUCGAUACCGAUACUACAGGCCGCCAGAUUCGACAGGUUCAGAGCCAUAGGAUGCUACAGGAACCAGACGUACCUGACCUUGCCAGCCAGCAGGAUUGAGACGAGAUCUCCCUUCGCGGAGACCGAUUGCGUGCAGAUCGAAGUCAAAAAGACCAGUACGGUCUCCACGCAGACCGACGAGCCCUUCUGCCAGUGCGGCACGAUGGUGAGCCUGAAAUGCGAGGGUUGCCGUCUCGUGCGCUCAGAAGGGACCUACAACCUGGCCGUCUACCAAGACGAGAACAGCAAGAAGCACAAAUGUGAUGUUAAUUGUGAUAGUAUAAUUAGAAGACCGAAGCUGCGGAGGCUGCUGCCGGUCACGGACAGGAUCGAGGAGGUGAUAACGGACAGGCAGCGGAAGGACAUCGCGGAAUUGAACCUGAACAAGGACGAUACGGUGUUCUGUAGCCCGCGGGACAAGAGGCAGAAGACGUAUUCGGUCAGCGACGAUGGGUUCGUUCUUUACGAGAGGUGUGAGUACGGGACCAUCGACAGGUGCGAGGGGGAGGCGGGGGCGGAGGGGGUGGCAGGGGGCUCCCCCGUCCCGAGCCCGUCGGACGUCGACAAGUUCAAGUGGCGCCUGGACUCGGCCGCGUCUAUGGUGUUCCACACGAAGACCGGCCUGCCGCUCACCUCCAGUCCGGCGCCGCUCAGAAGGGGAACCAACUGCUUCGACUUCGACGACACGAUCAAUGGUGUUUCCGGAAUUAAAAGUGCUCUGUUCCACCGCAUCGCGCCGCGCUCGCCGACCCCCCCGGGCACCGCAUCCCCCCCGCCCCGUCCACUCCCCCCCACUCCCCCCGCCCGGGCCCCGGGCGCGGCCCCGGCCAAGCUCAGGAUCGGACCCAGCCGGGGACUCUUGGGCAGCUUCGAGGAGUCGGCUCUGAAGGGUCGACUGGAGCCAGUCGCGACCGUCCAGGGUUUCACCGCCGAGCUGGGCGCGUCCGGGUCGUGGUGUCCGCCGCACCGGAGGCUGCCCGUCACCGUGUUCUUCUACGCGCCUGGAGGAACCAACGCUCCUUAUAUGGGUCACAUUAACCUAGGUCCAAGCGGCUACCGCAUACCUCACUCGGGGACCAUCCAGGUCUCCCUGUUUAACCCUCACGGGACCCUCGUGAAGAUGUUCGUCGUGCUAUACGAGCUGAGCGGGAUGCCCCCUUCAGCGAGGACCUUCCUCCGGCAGAGGACACUGUACAUGCCCGCCGGGGCGGAGCCCCCGCGCACCAGCAUGCUCUACAAGUGGCUCCGGUAUCUCAUACAUCUCAGGUUCAUGACCUCAAAAUCCGGAAAGCUGUAUCUGCACACGGACAUCCGGAUACUCGUGUCAAGGAAGGCGGACGUUGACACGGCGACUGUACAUUCCAUCUUCAGACCGAUCUCGAACUCGAAUAGAUCUCAGACGUCCAGCCGGAGCGCCGGACCGGUGCGCGGGGAGCCGGACCGGGGCCCGAACCGUGUUUUCGGCGGUUGUGGGGACCCCGGGGGGGCCCGGUCCGGCGCGGACCCCGGGGGGGCGCGUAGGGGGGCGCGAGAGCUCGGCUACGAGAACCACAAUGGGGUCGCGUUCGAACUACGCAGUUUCACGUACGCCCCUGACAACCCCAGAUACUCUCCUCGCUGACGUCACGCGCCACGGUCCCCUCUCCCCUAUAAGCGGAUGCUGCGCUUGCGGCGUAGACUUGUAUGAUUAAAGAUAAAUAUAUUUUUUGGUUUUUUUAUAUAUAAACAAAAUGCGAGUUGUC